UUACUGAACUCUUCGUGUAAGUUAGCUAGCAUAACUAGGUAGCAGCAUAGUUUGAUUUCUCAAAAUCAGCUCACCAAUGGUCUUGGUUUCAAAAUGAUCACAAUCACUUGUGUAAUGUUAAAUGGCUUCAUAUAGACAUUAAACAAUCCUAAGAGAAAUAAUGUGACAUAAACGGAGCAAGGGCUGAUGUCAAUUUAAUGUUAGCGAAGUAGGUGUGAGACGCCUCUCCCUCCCCCUUGCUAAUAUUUUGUCUCUGCUGUCUGUUCAGAUAUGACAUUUAUAGCACAUAACUGUAACUGUUCAAAUAGAACCAAAUGGACCCAUUGGGGCCUUUAAUACAGUAUUCAAUAAAACACUAACAUGUAGCUAUCUUUUGAUAGAUGCUAGGUAAGACGAUGCUAGGUAAGAGGAAGAGCCCACAGAGAGAUCUGCUGUCAUUCUGGGCAGUGCCAGUGACAGCCCCCCCUUAUGCACCCCCGGAAAAUGAGAGUGCAGAGGGCACAGAAGAAAUGGAAGAUAAAGCGAGAUCAGAAGAGAUUGAGGACAGUGAGGCGAAGAUUUUGAUUGUAUACAAAUUGAAAACACAGAGACAGAAGAGCCAGCAGAAAAAAAUGUGGAGUUAAGAAUAAAUUCAGGGAAGAAGCAGAAGGCCAAAAGUGGAGCAGCCAUCUACAGGUGCACUUUUAAAAGGGAGUGGACAGCAGAAUGGCCCUUCAUUAGUGUAGGCACAACCACCGCCUACUUUUGGUGCUCUGUUUGCCGACAUGAGAACAGCUGUGCCCAUCAAGGCAAGGCUGAUGUUGCAAGGCAUAUCAAAAGCAAAAUACAUCGUUCAAAAGAACAGGCAGCACAGUCAACAGCCAGCAUUGCGCCAUAUUAUGGCCCAGCCACUGUUGGUGGCAUGACAGCUCAGGAAGUCAAGGUACUAGGCGUUAUACCCGCUGCUAGUAGCUGAAUUGCACUUGUAGGUUAUAUGAGCAUAAAUACAUAGUAAAUGAAACAAAUGCCUAGCUAAUCUGAUGUUCAUUUGAACUGUUCUUAUUUGUUUAUUUUUGCAUGUAAUAGUGUUUUCCUAUGGACCUUGAGUCUGCUGCUAAGACAUUCAUUCAAUUUUAUUAAUGUUUUUGCAUGAUUUGCUCUUUAAUUACAUCCUUUCUGUUGCAGACAAGGAGAGCUGAGGUAAAGUUAGCAGUGUCGAUGGUGGAACACAAUGUGCCAUUUGCAGUAGCCGAUCACUUCAGCCCAUUGCUGAAAGAAUGCUUCAAAGAUUCCCCUACUGCACAGAGCUUCAAGGCUGCCCGCACAAAAAUGUCCUGCAUAAUAAAUGAAGCAGUGGCUCCUCCCUUUAGAAAGGAACUGGUCAUGAAGAUGAGGACCAAUCCUUUCACGUUGAUCACAGAUGGAUCAAAUUAUACAGGACGUGAGAAGAUGAACCCGCUCACUGUGCGGGUAUGUGACAGUGAUCUCAGCAAAGUUGUCCACAGGUUCCUGGAUAUGUGCCCCACCAGCGGGCCAAACUGCGGCACAGCUGAAGUCAUCUACAAGAAGAUGGAUGAGGCCAUGCAGAAAAACGCCAUACCAUGGAGAAACUGUGUCAGCCUGUCAGUUGAUAAUGCCCCUGUCAAUACAGGAGCAAAGAACUCCAUUGCAUCCAGAGCUCAUCAAGAACAUGGCAGUAUCUACAUCCAUGGGUGCCCUUGUCACAUCAUCCACAACACUGCCAAACAGGCUGGCCAGGCCUUUUUGGAGGUGUGUGGAUUUGAUCCAGAGGAUCUCGCUGUGGAUGUUGGAUAUUGGUUUAAAGGAAGCACCAAUCGUCGCAAAGGUUACCUAACGGAAUUCUGUGAGCUCCAUGGAAGUGAGUAUAUGGAAAUGCUCAUGCACGUUUCUGUUCGAUGGUUGAGCCUGGAGAAGUGUUUGACUCGUAUCCUGCAGCAGUAUGAGCCACUGGCCAGCUACUUCAAGUCAUUAAAUGACAAACAGCCAAGGUUCAGGAGGCUUGUGGAGGCAUUCUCUGACUCAAUUACAGAGGUGUACCUACUGUUCUUUCAAGCAACUUUUCCAGUCUUCUCCACAUUCAACCUCCUCCUCCAGAGAGAGAAGUCGUCAAUCUUCCUACUACAUGAUGAGAUGAGGGGUUUUAUCCGCAAGCUGCUCUCAAAGUUUCUGAAGCCCGCAGCAUUGCAGCACCGGGAACUGCAUGAAAUAUGCUUUAAGGAGCCAUCCAACCAACUGCCAGGAGAAAAGUUGGUGAUUGGCUUCACUACUCGAGUUACACACAACAGGCUCCUUGAAGCAGGAGCCAUUACACCGCAGCAAGUGCAGAGGUUCCAGAAGGCAGCAGUGGCGUUUUUGGAAAGGGCUUGGGAAUACCCAUUGACAUAAUCAACUUAAUAGUACACAAAAAUACUUGUGAGUAAUUAGGCUUCCUAUGUGCAUUUUUCA
Molecule: messenger RNA, 2445 nt
Organism: Gadus chalcogrammus (walleye pollock)
Lineage: Eukaryota; Metazoa; Chordata; Actinopteri; Gadiformes; Gadidae
Product: SCAN domain-containing protein 3-like
Exons: 7
Coding region: 1129-2385 (418 amino acids)
Source: RefSeq, a predicted model, not a curated record